Molecule: messenger RNA, 1044 nt
Organism: Capsella rubella
Lineage: Eukaryota; Viridiplantae; Streptophyta; Magnoliopsida; Brassicales; Brassicaceae
Product: extensin
Exons: 1
Coding region: 1-1044 (347 amino acids)
Source: RefSeq, a predicted model, not a curated record
AUGAAGAGCCUCAUCGUCCUUGUACCUCUCAUAUGUCUCAUCUUUUCACCUACAACAACGAUCGCAACUUGGCCAAAACCUUCAGAAGUUUCUCAUGAGGCCACUUUGGUGAAUAGUGACCAUUACCACAACUUUGGUAUAGAUUUGAGUGACCUAGAUUCCAAAGUUUGGAAAUGUACUUAUAACAAUGGAUCUGGAGCCGCCGUCUCUAUUUCUUACCCUUCACCUCCACCUCCUCGGUCGCCUAAAUCAUUGCCUCCUCGACCUCCCAAGAAGUCUCCACCACCGCCUAAACCAUCUUCGCCGCCUCGACCUCCCAAGAAGUCUCCACCACCGCCUAAACCAUCUUCGCCGCCACCAACUCCCAAGAAGUCUCCACCAUCUCCUAAACCAUCACCACCGCCACUAACUCCCAAGAAGUCUCCACCGUCUCCUCCUAAACCAUCACCACGGCCACCAUCUCCCAAGAAGUCUCCACCGUCCCCUAAACCAAUAUCACCGUCUCCUCCUAAGCCAUCACCACGGCCACCAUCUCCCAAGAAGUCUCCACCGUCUCCUAAACCAUCACCAACUCCCAAAACGUCUUCGCCGCCUCCUAAACCAUCACCGUCUCCUCCUAAACCAUUAACGCCUCCACCAACUCCUAAGAAGUCCUCGCCGCCUCCUAAACCAUCAACGCCACCACCAACUCCCAAAAUUUCACCACCACCUUCUAAACCAUCUCCUCCACGUCCAACACCUAAAAAAUCUCCACCACCACCACAACCUGUGACCACUCCAAAGGCACCAAUGCCAACAACUCCGGCACAUUCUUAUCAGAAUCCAUGGGGCCAUUUCAUCAGCUGCAUAAACGAUUUUGGGCCGUCGGCAAUAUGUAAACAACAAAUGGAAGUAAGUUACUUCACAGGCAAGUUUCGUGUUAGUGACUAUUGCUGCAACCUUAUUGUCAACAUGAGACAUGAAUGCACCGAUGUGAUUCUUGGCUACUUCACUGAUCCUUUCUUCGUGCCUCUUAUUCGUUGUACUUGCCACGUUAAGAUCUAG